Penicillium chermesinum is the source of this 2634-nucleotide messenger RNA. RefSeq lists its product as uncharacterized. The record is from RefSeq and is a predicted model, not a curated record. The coding region runs from base 1 to 2634 and encodes 877 amino acids. Gene Ontology annotation, cellular component: PCNA complex. Gene Ontology annotation, biological process: regulation of DNA replication; mismatch repair; translesion synthesis. Lineage: Eukaryota; Fungi; Ascomycota; Eurotiomycetes; Eurotiales; Aspergillaceae. Gene Ontology annotation, molecular function: DNA polymerase processivity factor activity; DNA binding; myosin binding. The transcript has 10 exons.
AUGGAGUCCGUAGUUUUUGAGAAUUCGCCGCUGGCUGAUUACCUGGAAGGUGAAGGUCAGAAUGAGGGAAAUUGGCCCGUGAUUGAGACGACGCACAGUGAGAAUGACUCGGUCGGCCCCUCUUCGAAUUUCGCCCCCCGGGGGGCCUCUCGUUUCCAAGAGCGCGUUCGCAACAAACUUCCGAAGCCUCUCGAUAUCCAAAUUGCACGACAAGGAAUGAUCGUGGAGAAGUUGUACAGUGCUUGCUCGACCGCCCUGAAUGCGCGAAUAGGACGAGGCGACAAUGAACGAUUUCUUGAACAAUUUGGCUAUGUCAUUGUCGCCUCUCAACUCUUGAACGAACAUAGUGCCCCCUCAUAUACGUCUGCCGCCGAUGUCGUAUCGGCCUCUCAGCAAACGGAUCUACCUUCUCUAUCGACAACAUUUGGUUUGCACGGUGCUAUCGUCACGGCUGCCACUUCAUUCUCCAUCGCCUGGUUAUUACAUUGGGGCCGCUCGCGGUCAGGAGCUGGAUUUAACCCUAAAAGAGUGGUCGUGCUCUUGGUUCUAGUUCCGGUGCUCGGUAUGCUGUUCUACUCAUUCGCCAAGCGACAGUGGCUCAAGUACUUGCGACAUCAAGCUGUCGAAGCCGCCGGCGCCUUUGUUAGCAACGCCCAAGGAUUUGAUUCGGCUGCUUCGGCAUCGGUGGUUUUCAUCCAGGAAGUGGAGUUGGUAUCAAGGGGUUAUCGGAUAAGCACACCUCUGCCUCCUAUUACCCGACUGGAAGACCAAGUACAGACGCGCCGUUGCAUGAGACUUCGUCGGACAGUUUCCGAAUGCUUCUGGUCCAUGCUUGAACGCUAUGUCCAAUCUCUCAAAACACUGCGCCCACUCACAAAUGAGACUAACCUGGAGAAAUACUACGACAUAUAUGACAUUUCGUUGGAGGGCUUGGAUAUGCUGGAAUUGAAUAUCGCGCAACGGAACUUGGAAGACCAAUACUCCCUACGUUCCUUACGAGAUCUUUUCGGCAAACUAUAUACCGCCAGAAAAGGCGUUCUUUGCUGUCUCCUGGCUCUCAGUGCUGAUGGUGGUGCAUCAGAUGUUGCGCGAUGGAGCUCUGCUGUGGAUGAGAUGCGCCAACUCGCCUCGGUCACCGGCGUUAGCAUGACUAAAAUGGCCAACAUCCUAAACGAAGAGGACCGUGACGCUGCUAUCCCUCCUUCCCCGCUACCGUCUGCAUCUCCUUCUCCAAGCAAGGAACACCUGCGGGCUCAAUACCGCAGACUGAACUCCCUGGGACAGGGAGUCCGUGCCUUGCAUGCGAAAAUGCACAUCGUCAGCGAGGAGGCCAGUGCCAGCCUCGAUAAGAAUGACACUGGGGAUCUCGAAGCAAAUCUCAUGUCGCAGUAUGAAUCGAUCGGGCGUGAUAUACGGUCGCUACUUGAGGAAUGGGAGUCGGGGAAGGCUGCUCUUUUGGCGAACCAAGGUCGCCUCAAUAGUACAGAGCAAUCACGGCCUCCGAGCACUUUUCUACCGUUGUCACCGACUCCUAGCCUUGGGGGUACUACUGCGGUUGAAGGUAGUCCCACAGACGCUCUCAAGGCUCUGAAUGGCGAACUCCGCCCGGAUUUGGCACAUAGCUUCGAGGACGAGGAGAUCUUUGAGGCUGUUGUGCUACCCUCUGCCAAGAACAAGAGAGCGUCUUUGACCAGAGAUGAGCGCCUUGCUCGCGUGCGAGAAGACCGUGCGCGGCAAGCCACAGCCCGUGAGAAGGCGGAUGCUAACACCAACAUGCUCAAGGAGCUGGAGAUGGUCAUCAAGCAACGACCGCGAAACUCCCCUUUAAAAUAUCACCCCUCCCUCUUUGCCACCAUGCUUGAAGCACGAUUGGAACAGGCCAGUACUUUGAAGCGCGUCGUCGACGCCAUCAAGGAUUUGGUCCAGGAUUGCAACUUCGACUGCAAUGAUUCUGGUAUUGCUCUCCAGGCCAUGGACAACUCUCACGUUGCCCUGGUUUCGAUGAUGCUUCGUGCUGAGGGCUUCUCCCCAUACCGCUGCGACCGCAACAUCGCCCUCGGAAUUAACCUGGUCUCCCUGACCAAGGUUCUCCGCGCUGCUCAGAAUGAAGAUAUUCUCACCCUUAAGGCUGACGACUCACCUGAUUCCGUCAACCUUAUGUUCGAGAGCGCAGAGAACGACCGCCUGAGCGAGUAUGAUAUCAAGCUCAUGGACAUUGACCAGGAGCACCUGGCCAUCCCUGAGACCGAAUACGCUGCCACUGUUGAGAUGCCCUCUAUGGAAUUCCAGCGUAUUUGCCGUGACCUCAACGCCCUUUCUGAGUCAGUUGUCAUCGAGGUCAGCAAGGAGGGUGUUAAGUUCUCCUGCCAAGGUGACAUUGGUAACGGCUCCGUUACCAUUCGCCAGCACACCAAUGUCGACAAGCCCGAACAGAACGUCUCCAUCGCCUUGUCCGAACCCGUAGCCCUGACUUUCUCCCUCAAGUACCUUGUCAACUUCUGCAAGGCCUCCAACCUCUCCAGUUCCGUCGCUCUUCAUCUUUCAUCGGAGGUUCCUCUGCUGGUGGAGUAUGGCCUGUCUGGAACUGGCCACUUGCGGUUCUACCUGGCCCCCAAGAUCGGCGAUGAGGACUAA